AAAACAUAUCUUAGUUAGAGAGAGAUGGCUAGACAUUUAGAAGAUGUAAUGAGCAUGGCGACAACAACACACUUCGAUGUUAGUAACCUUUUUCAUCUUGUGUUCUUGGCUCUAUUCGGCUGUUGUGUCCUCUCGGCUCUAUUACUCUUUUGCGCCGAUGGAGCCUCUGACGACAGAGGCACUUCUCGUAACACGACCGCCGCCGGAGGCUGUGGCGGAGCCGGUUGCGGCGGUGGUUGUGGAGGUUAAGAGUUCCUUCAUCUUCAUCGUGGAAAAAGAAAUAAUAGUCGAUUAGUUUUCUCAUAUUAUGAUGGUUUUCGUUUUAUUGUGUUAUACAACUCCUUGGUUGCUUUUACAUAAACAUAAGAAUAGAUUGUAUAAAUAAAUCGUAUUACUACAGAAUAUAAUACUAUUUCAUGCAUUUCGAUUUGAAGUAUUAAUACAUAUAAUAUUAAUUUGUUGCUAAAUAUUAAGAACACGAAAGAAACUGGUACUAUCUUUAUUUCUGUAAUUACUUUAUUUCUAAACCGGUAAAACGAUCCAAAUCCCAUUUUGAAUCCCCAAUUUCAGGGGAGAGAUUCAUAAUCCAUA
Messenger RNA from Eruca vesicaria subsp. sativa (arugula), 591 nucleotides. The record is from the annotation of a GenBank genome assembly. NCBI's taxonomy places the organism in Eukaryota, Viridiplantae, Streptophyta, Magnoliopsida, Brassicales, Brassicaceae.